GUUCCGUGAACAAUAGUAAGUCCCAAGUGCGCAUGCGCGUUGCGGUUCAACGUAAAAACACUGCGGUUUAUUGCGACUUCAUCCCGGAAAGACCGUCGAAUAUCGGUAUGACCGUGCUUCGUCUCUGUUCCUGACGAGACCUGCUACAUUUAACGCCGAAACCCAUUUUGAGGUGUUUGUGGGACUGUGACGGAGCUUGAUGGGUGCUCUUGGGAACGGUCGACGUGGCGGUCGCUCUCCGCCUUUGCUGGUGGCGGCUCUCAUCGCCUGCGUCCUCCUGCUUGGCUUCAACUACUGGGUCUCGAACUCAAGAAACGUCGAGCUGCAGAGUAGGAUGUUGGAGAUGGAGAGCCACAUGAGGCAGCUGGCUGCAGACAGAGAACGAGAGCAGGAGAGCAAGCUGAAGGCCGAGGAGGAGACACGCAGACGGAGCAAGCAGCUGGAGUUAAUGCAGGAAACACACCAGAGACAGCAAGAAAACGCUCUCAUCAACUGGAAACACGAAAGAGAUAAUCUGAAGCUGAACAUUUCCUCCAGUGCUAAAGCAAUGCAAGACAUGAAGAGUCGAAUGAAGUCAUUAAUGGAGGAUGUCAAUAAAAUGCAGAGCGAGCUGAAAUCCUGUCAAAGUAACAUGGACACAAUCAGUAAGAAAGCCACCGGUGAAAUGACUCAGUGCAACAAACAAAUCGAGGCCAUGAAAGAAGAAUGCAAUGCAAAAAUCACAGCUGCCAAACUGGAAAAGCAAAAAACAUCUGAAAAAGUUGCUCCACAGAAUGCUGAUGGUUCCAUGCAGAAAGUCUCUGUUUCAAAAGCCAAAUCUGAUGUUCCCGCUACAAACCAUCCAGAUAAGAAUGCGGAAGAUACUCCAAAAGCCAAACCAGAUGUGGAUUCACAGUCUAAAAAGGACAUCCAAACCAAUGAGUUAAUUAUGGAAAAGGAUGAGAAUGAUGCUGUGAUUUUACAAGACUCCUCACCCAUUCCCACCUCCAAACCAACCAAUAAGAAUGAGACUCGUAACAAACCAGCCAAUGAAGAAGUUCCAGAAGCAGAGGUGGACGUUUUUAAAGCAACGGUUUCAAAGGAUGCAGAUACUGUAAUGGAUGAAGCAGGGAUUUUAGACCCAAAGGAAAGAUGACAUGGGGAGAUUGGAGACGAGAAAGAGGAAGAUGCCAGAAUCGAGGAAAGGAAAGAGAAAGACGCAGCAAUUGGGAAGGAAGAUGCCAUUAUGUACGACAAUGAGGGCGAGAUAGAAAAACAGCUCUCCAGGAUUAAAGAUGAAAAUCAAGGUGGUGGUCAAGAUCUAGAGGAUGAUAUGGCAAAUUAUAACGGUGAUGAUGACAACCAACCGGAGUCUGAGGAUGAGAAGCAGGCAGAGCUUUGCUGA
This is a messenger RNA of Cyprinus carpio (common carp), 1384 nucleotides long. RefSeq names its product golgi membrane protein 1 (gene golm1). The record is from RefSeq and is a predicted model, not a curated record. NCBI's taxonomy places the organism in Eukaryota, Metazoa, Chordata, Actinopteri, Cypriniformes, Cyprinidae. Gene Ontology annotation, cellular component: Golgi apparatus.